AGUAAAUACCUAUUAGACGUCAACAACAUGCAGAACCUUCUAAUCGCCACUAAGGCUUUGAAUUCUACAUACACUAAGAUUGAAGAAGAGAAGAAGGAAGAGAAGGCAGAAUCUCCGAUUAUUAUGAAGGAAUUUGUUAAACCAGUUGCACGGAGGUCUGUUACUAGUCCACCUUUGAGGCCUCAUAGCCCUCCUAUAAAGACACCACCCCCUGUAGCACCCAAGCCAAGAGUUAUGUCCCCACCUAUGAGAUCCCCAUCCCCUGUGGUCUUUACCCCUCCUGUAAGUCCAACAAUCAUUAAAAAGGUGUCUUCACCUGUGAAGAGAACCCCACCUCCUGUUAGCCCAAAACCAAUCAUGUCACCAACAUUAAAGUCAAAAUCUAGCCUCAAUUUCACUCCUAGUCCUAUGUCACCUGUCAACUGGAUAGAUCCACAGUUUAACUAUGAAAUAGAACUGGCCAAUCUGCUCCCACCCCCAUCUCCUAAAUCACGUACGAUGUGCACACAGACACCACCAGACGUCAAAAGCCCAUUGACGACAGAGGAGGUUGAUGCGAUAUGGCGAGGCAUGUUACGUGAUGACCGCUACACGCAGACAACUGUAACUACAAUACAGACAUACAGAUCCGUCUUGAAUAUCAAUCUGGAAAAACCUCCCCCUUUCACAUACUACGUCAGUGCUCUAUUGUACGUACCUCUACACAAACCAAUGAAAAUGUUUGUGAAACCUGUUCCAGGCAGUAAAAUCAAGGUUUACAGACAAUAACACAAAGCAACAUAUAAACUAUUUAUCAGAAAAUAUAUAUACACUAUCUAAAAAGAAAAUUGAGGUCUGUUCUGAACAAGUUUUACUGUGUAAUUAGUUCUAAAAUCUAACCAAUAUUUAAGAAAUUAAAAACACUUUCGAAGAUGACAUAAACAAAAGUUUACAUCUUAUUAUGUACAAUAUUAAAACUACAACACUUUCGAAUGGAAUGUUAAAAACACAGUACGACUUGUUCAGGCCACCUAUUUAUUUAUUAUUAUACAAUACUAU
Molecule: messenger RNA, 1038 nt
Organism: Owenia fusiformis
Lineage: Eukaryota; Metazoa; Annelida; Polychaeta; Sabellida; Oweniidae
Source: the annotation of a GenBank genome assembly